AGCUUGUCCACUGGGACCAUCGACCAAAUCAAAACAUAGCUCUCUCUCUCUCUCUCUCUUUAGAUUUCUCCGCUCACUCUGAGACUCUCUCUCGAUUCAUGAUCAAUGGCUCUCCAUUUGAGGUCGUCGAGAUCGGCCAUUUUGAGCAAGCUCAAACCCUGGUUCGGUCUGGGUCGCCAUCUACGAGGAAACCCACCUUCGGUUCGGGUUCUGGAAUACCCACUUGUCGGUUUCUCUAGGCGGUUCUCGUCCACCAUGUCGGAGAAGCUCCCAGUCAUUGGUCGGGACGACGAUGCGAAAACUCAGGCCUUGGAUUUCCCAGGCGGGAAGGUACCUUUCACGCCAGAGAUGCGUUUCAUAUCAGAAUCCAGCAAAGAGCGAGUACCGUGUUACCGAGUUCUUGAUGAAAAUGGCGGACAGAUUCCCAAUAGCCAGUUUGUGCAGGUCGGCGAGGAAAUGGCGGUGAAGAUAUACCGUCAUAUGGUUACUCUCCGAAUGAUGGAUAAUGUAUUUUACGAAGCUCAAAGACAAGGAAGGCUUUCGUUCUACGCAACUUCGCUCGGGGAAGAAGCCAUUAACAUUGCCUCAGCUGCAGCUCUCGCCAUUGAUGAUGUUAUCUUCCCUCAGUACAGGGAGCCCGGAGUUCUGCUAUGGCGCGGUUUCACGCUUCAAGAAUUCGCAAACCAGUGUUUCGGGAACGAGGCUGAUUAUGGGAAAGGCAGGCAGAUGCCGAUACAUUAUGGAUCUAACCGGCUUAACUAUUUUACGGUUUCGGCAACGAUAGCUACACAGUUACCGCAUGCAGUUGGUGCAGCUUAUUCCUUAAAGAUGGACAAGAAGGAUGCAUGUUCUGUCACAUUCUUUGGCGACGGUGGCUCGAGCGAGGGAGAUUUCCACGGGGCUUUGAAUUUUGCGGCGGUAACCGAAUCUCCUGUCCUGUUUAUCUGUCGGAACAAUGGAUGGGCAAUCAGCACUCCCACCUCGGAUCAGUUUCGAAGUGAUGGUGUAGUGGCGAAAGGCCGAGCUUAUGGAGUUCGAAGCAUACGCGUAGAUGGAAACGAUGCCCUUGCAAUGUACAGUGCAGUUCAUGCCGCCCGGGAAAUGGCGAUUACGGAACAGAGGCCAAUCUUAAUCGAGGCCUUAACGUAUCGGGUGGGGCACCAUUCAACGUCGGAUGAUUCCACCAGGUACCGGUCGGCCGACGAGAUCGAGUCUUGGAACGUAGGCCGAAGCCCCGUGACUAUAUUUCGGAAAUGGAUCGAAGGUAAGGGAUGGUGGAGCGAAGAAGCCGAGACAGAGCUCAGAAGAGAGGUCAAGAAACAGAUAUUGGAAGCGAUUCAGCUGGCGGAGAAAACCAAGAAACCGCCAUUGAAGCAUCUGUUCGAGGAUGUGUAUAAUGUUCCUUCGUCGAACCUCGAGGAACAGGAAAUGUCACUGAGGCAGAUCGUGAAGAGUCGCCCACUGGAUUACCCAUCAGAUGUUCCUCUGUAGUUAUGGACUCUGACGUAAAACUCGAACUCGAACUCAUAAAAAUUGAAGGGAACAGUAGCCAUCUGUCGACUCCUACAUGUGAUUUUUUUUUUUCUCAGUUGUGUAAUGGUGGCGGCUUUGUCGAAUUCUUGCACAGUUUCAUAUCAGCUUACCAUUAAGGGUGACCAAUGUGGUUUGAUCGAAUAACUGAAUCCGAUGUCAUA
Molecule: messenger RNA, 1694 nt
Organism: Tarenaya hassleriana
Lineage: Eukaryota; Viridiplantae; Streptophyta; Magnoliopsida; Brassicales; Cleomaceae
Product: 2-oxoisovalerate dehydrogenase subunit alpha 2, mitochondrial
Exons: 9
Coding region: 106-1491 (461 amino acids)
Biological process (GO): branched-chain amino acid catabolic process
Molecular function (GO): oxidoreductase activity, acting on the aldehyde or oxo group of donors, disulfide as acceptor
Source: RefSeq, a predicted model, not a curated record